CGGCUUGGGGGAGCUGAUAGAGUCAUGGAACGGGCACCACUGCAUCAUUUCCGAAGAGAACGGGCCCCCGGCUGCGACAAAGCCUCUCCCGCAGCCUCUCCCACGCCUUCCACGCCUCCCACGCCUCCAGCAGCAACCCAUCUGACCCCGCCAAUGGCCCGCAACGUUGCGCUACCACUAUCCAAUGAUCAAGCUUAGGCCACAGUCCAAGGUGCAUGCGUCUUACAGGCUUACAGCCAGCCAUACUCCGGAAGAAACCCGACCGUUCCGGCCGGUGCUUUGCGCAAUAUCGCGUGCGGGUCGUGCUUGUGCUCAAAUGGAUAAGGGCAUCUCGCUUCUCGAUAGUAUUAGUGUCAUCUGGCAUCUACAUCUCGGCCGGCGGACGUAUACCGGCCUCAGCGUUGGCUCGUGGUGCCACGAUCAAUGGCGGCUGGUGGGUCCACCUGACCCUCGCCGGGGGCUCCGAAUUACCCUAAUCGCGGCGCCGGGCCAUUCCUCAGUCGAUUUCAGAUCACAGACCUCUUCACAGUUCACCGUUCCCAGGAUCUUCUGGUGCGAUUCUCGAUGCACCCAGACACGCCUGGGGCCGGCGGGUUUGACUCGAAUAGGAAUGGCGUCAGCAACUGUCGGGUUUGUGGCACAUGGGAUUGGACCUCACCGGCGUUAUCGAUCUGCUGAUUCGCCAACUCAUCGGAGACUUGGGUUCCGUAAAUCCUUCUUCUCCUCCCAAACGUUAUCGCCUUUCCCGACUAGGAAAAUGCAGGCAUCGCUUCUAUAUGAAUGGUACUCAGCCCGCAUCUUUCCUGUCAUUCCUGGCCAUUCAUCUUCAGCAAUCUCACCUCUCCUUGGAUAAACAACCACGGAAAUAAUGCUAUCAACGUUGGUGUGGUCAUACUACAUGGCUCGGAGACUCUUUCCGUAUUUGUCGACUGACCGUCUUGUACAAUUCACAACCACU
This is a messenger RNA of Aspergillus sclerotioniger CBS 115572, 958 nucleotides long. RefSeq lists its product as uncharacterized. The transcript has a single exon. NCBI's taxonomy places the organism in Eukaryota, Fungi, Ascomycota, Eurotiomycetes, Eurotiales, Aspergillaceae. The coding region runs from base 185 to 853 and encodes 222 amino acids. The record is from RefSeq and is a predicted model, not a curated record.